AUCACACCUAUGAGCUGCGAACUGCAAACCACCCUACCCAGCUAAAUCCGUCCAAAUCUAUUUGUUUUUGUUUACUAUAUUUUUUCUUAAGAUUUUAUCAAUUUGUUAAAAAAAUUGACCUUAUAAAUAAACCAUAUUUUUGCAUUUAUAAUUAAAAAUACUAAGAAUUAUCGUAUAACUUACAAAAAUAAAAGUUAAGUUAAAAUAAAUUAAACAAAAAAAUGUCAAAUGAAAAUUGGAUGGGUCAAUUAUCGGAAAAUGCCAGAAGCUUAUCAAUUAUAAACAUAGCGAUACCAGGAUCGCACAAUUCGAUGACUUAUGGCAUUAAUUCAAAAUCAAAACCUGCACCUGAUGCUGAACAAUCUACACGACGAUUAAAUUAUAUAUUUCCAUGGUUUGUUCGACGUUGGGCUAUAACGCAGUCUGCCGACGUAUUACAACAACUUAAACUAGGAGUCAGAUUCUUCGAUUUGCGUAUUUGCCAGAAUGAAGAAAAAUUUUACUAUUGCCAUGGAUUAUAUUCCAUGACAAUCAUCGAUCCACUUUUAGAAAUCAUUAAUUUUCUAGAAAGUCAUCCAAAGGAAUUUGUAAUUUUGGAUUUUCAGCAUUUUUACGCAAUGCAACCGCAGCAUCAUAUCCGAUUACAUAAUUAUCUGAAGCAAAUGUUUGGAUCACGGCUAUAUACAAGAAACGACGGACCACUAUCUAAAUGCACACUUAACUAUUGCCAUCCAAAUGGCAAGCAAGUAAUAAUAAUUUAUCGUCGUUUUGUUAAUUUACCUCAAGAUUUUUGGCCGAGUUUGAGUUGGCCAACACCAUGGCCGAAUGUUUGCAGUGUCAAGAAGCUUGAAGAAUAUCUGGACACAGCUUUGUUAACACGUCAGCCAAUGAAUGGAUAUGUUUCACAGUGCAUUUUUACACCGACCGUUAGAUACAUAACACUCAGGUUUCUUUCAUCUCUACGCAGCAGCGCAAAAAAGGUCGAUAAGGAACUUUGUUCUUGGAUUAAAUCUCAACAACCAGGCCCAUUCAAUAAAAACAAGCCUACUGUUAACGUAUUCCUGGGAGAUUUUGUCAAUUUAAAGGAUGGACAAUUUUGUCAGUGGGUUAUUGAUUUGAACUCUUGUUUAGAAUGUGAUACGUAAAUUUGUCUCAAUUACUCAAAAUACUCAAAAUUAUGUCGAAUGCAGAAAAUAUAAUACAUGUAUAAGCUUUAAAGUUAUAGGCUUUUUUUUAAAGGCCUUGCACUUAUUUUUUAUUUAUAGCUUUAUAUUUUUUUUAAACUAACGAAUUUUAUACACUAUAUUGUUAUAUUGUUAACUGGGUAAAUAAGCUCAUUUCUAUUUUAUAAAUAAAGAAUUUUACAUAAAUAA
Eupeodes corollae is the source of this 1373-nucleotide messenger RNA. RefSeq names its product PI-PLC X domain-containing protein 2. Gene Ontology annotation, biological process: lipid metabolic process. The transcript is spliced from 5 exons. NCBI's taxonomy places the organism in Eukaryota, Metazoa, Arthropoda, Insecta, Diptera, Syrphidae. Gene Ontology annotation, molecular function: phosphoric diester hydrolase activity. The record is from RefSeq and is a predicted model, not a curated record. Bases 222 to 1145 code for a protein of 307 amino acids.